Chenopodium quinoa (quinoa) is the source of this 1677-nucleotide messenger RNA. RefSeq names its product probable aldo-keto reductase 1. Gene Ontology annotation, cellular component: cytoplasm. Lineage: Eukaryota; Viridiplantae; Streptophyta; Magnoliopsida; Caryophyllales; Amaranthaceae. The transcript is spliced from 8 exons. The coding region runs from base 167 to 1222 and encodes 351 amino acids. The record is from RefSeq and is a predicted model, not a curated record.
CCCAGCCGGCACAUCGCCGGCUCCUUACCGCGACUGGUCAUAUUGCUUUGAAACCGCCAGAAUGUAGUGAAGAGAGAAGACAGAAGAGUAGUGAAGAGAGAGAAAGAGGAGUAUGUUUGCUGGGUAAAAGGAUAUUCAAGAGAAAGAGGAGAGAGAAAGAGAGAAAAUGGCAGCAAAAGAGGAAGUAGAAGUGGCAAGAGUGAAGCUGGGUACCCAAGGUUUGGAGGUUUCAAAGUUGGGGUUUGGAUGCAUGGGCUUAUCUGGAGUCUACAAUGCUCCUGUUUCUGAAACCGAUGGAAUUUCUAUAAUUAAGGAUGCAUUUAAUAAAGGAAUAACAUUCUUUGAUACAGCAGAUGUGUAUGGAGCUUCUACAAAUGAAGUCCUUGUUGGUAAGGCGCUCAAACAGUUGCCAAGAGAAAAGGUUCAGUUAGCCACAAAGUUUGGCAUUGUAGGAAUUGGACGACUUGGACCUGGAAUUAUGGAAGUGAAGGGUACUCCAGAAUAUGUACGUUCAUGCUGUGAAGCUAGCUUGAAUCGUCUUGGUGUAGACUAUAUUGAUUUGUAUUACCAACACCGUAUUGACACUUCGGUACCAAUAGAGGAAACAAUGGGAGAAAUGAAGAAACUAGUUGAAGAAGGAAAAAUUAGAUACAUUGGGUUAUCAGAGGCCAGUGCUGACACAAUAAGAAGAGCACAUGCAAUUCAUCCUGUCACUGCUGUUCAAAUGGAGUGGUCUCUUUGGACACGUGACAUCGAAGAAGAGAUUGUUCCUAUCUGUAGAGAGCUGGGCAUUGGUAUUGUUCCUUACAGUCCUCUCGGUCGUGGAUUUUUUGGGGGCAAAGCUGUCGUGGAGACAUUACCAGAGAACAGUCUUCUGACUUCACAUCCUCGGUUUCAAGGGGAAAAUUUGGACAAAAACAAGAUAAUAUAUUCUCGGCUGGAGAAUCUGUCAAAGAAACACGGAUGCACUCCAGUUCAGCUGGCGCUGUCAUGGAUUCUGCAUCAAGGGGACGAUGUUGUACCUAUACCUGGGACAACCAAAAUCAAGAACUUGGAUGCCAAUCUCGGUGCCUUGAAAGUGAAGCUUACAGAAAAAGACCUGAAAGAAAUUUCCGAUGCUGUACCCAUCACUGAGAUUGCAGGUGACAGGACAUAUGCAGGGAUGAGCUCCAUGACAUGGAGGUUUGCAAAUACACCCUUGAAAGAUAUCAGGACAACUUAAUAAGUGUGGACGCCAACCACUUAGCUGGAAAAAUCUAGGAUUGGGGCAUUUACAAGGGGAUUGAGAUUUUAAUUACUCCAUCUAAUAGUCAAUAGUCUCAAAACUACAUUUCUUUCUUAUUCCAUACUAUAUUUCUUUCGUAGAAAUAAUGUAAGCAUCUAAGCAUGAAAUACGCUGGUUAUAGAUUAUGGUUUCCCAAUGAUCUGCUUAAAUAAUUUGUGAGGAUUUGGAAAAUAUGUUCUGCAUUGUAAGCAGCCUGGCUCUUUUAUGCUACUCCGUAUUAUCUGUGAGAGUAUUGAAGAUUUUAAGUAAAACUUCUGCAUUAAUUUUUUUUGUGUUAUCAUGUGAAAGAAAUGUCUUGCAAACUUUGCUAAACUCUCAAUAAAAUUGUGUGCAAAAACAGAGGGACAGAUUGAAGUGUUGCUUAUAUAUCUUCAGUAAACUGCAAUAAAAAA